Messenger RNA from Toxotes jaculatrix (banded archerfish), 3217 nucleotides. RefSeq names its product scavenger receptor class F, member 1 (gene scarf1). The transcript is spliced from 11 exons. The coding region runs from base 134 to 2902 and encodes 922 amino acids. NCBI's taxonomy places the organism in Eukaryota, Metazoa, Chordata, Actinopteri, Toxotidae. Gene Ontology annotation, molecular function: scavenger receptor activity. The record is from RefSeq and is a predicted model, not a curated record.
GAAGGGUGGAGGGUAGACAGAGAGAUAGUGCCUCUCAUUGUGCUCCCCUCUUGUGAGGAAAGUAAGGAACAGAUUGGACAUUAAGACAGAAAGAUAUUAGGCCCCAGGUUUUUGGUUUUGGACCGGUGUGGAGAUGAAGUUUCUCUUCAGAGCUCUGAGUGCUCUGCUCUGCUGCUCGCUGUCCUCCUCACACACACUGGAUCCAGCUGGGAAGAAUGUCUGCCGCGAUGUCAGGGACCCCUCCACCCUUGUCUGUUGCACUGGAUGGCGUCAAAAGGAAAAAGAGUGCACUAUACCUGUGUGUGAGGGCAAGCAGGCCUGCCUAAAGGAUGAGAUCUGUGUGUAUCCUGGAGUGUGUCGCUGUCCACCUGGCUUCUUUGGAGCUCAAUGCAAAACACGCUGUCCUCCUGAGUUCUGGGCUUCAGACUGUCGUCAGAUGUGUCAGUGCCACCCACAUGGCCGGUGUCACCCCGUCACUGGUGAAUGCACCUGUAACCCCAACCGCUGGGGUCCGCUGUGCCAGUACACGUGCAAAUGCGCCCGCCAUGGCCACUGCCACCCCGUCCACGGAAACUGCACCUGCGAUGAAGGCUGGUGGACGCCAACCUGCUCCAAACCGUGCCAGUGCGUCAGCGGGGGCUCUGUGGGCCCCAGCUGCAACCAGCUGACAGGCCGCUGUCAGUGCCAAAGAGGACACUGGGCACUGAAAUGCUCCAUCACUUGCAACUGCUUUCUGUCGCAGUGUAAUCAGCGGACUGGUGUGUGUGAAUGUGAGGCAGGCUGGUGGGGACCCAGUUGUGAGUGGAAAUGUAACUGUGACCUCACACACAGCAGCUGUGACCCAGUUACUGGGCAGUGCCGGUGCCACCCGGGGUACCAGGGUGUCUUCUGUAACCAGCCUUGUCAAUCUGGGAAGUAUGGCAGUGGGUGUAAAAUGAGUUGUGGUCACUGUAAAGACAACCAGCUCUGCUCUGCCACUGACGGCGCCUGUGCCCCCUGCGAACCCGGCUGGAACGGUACACAAUGCAAACAGCAGUGCCUGUCUGGUUAUUAUGGCGACGGUUGUCGGGAAAAGUGUCCACGUUGCCGGAACAAUGAACCCUGUGACCCAAAAACCGGGAAAUGUCGCUGGUGUGACCCUGGAUGGACUGGACCCAGGUGUGAGGAGGCCUGCUCCAACAGGACGUUUGGCGAUGGCUGCCGCUCCCUGUGCAGCCCUUGUUUCCAUGGCAAUUGCCAUCACGUGACAGGAAGAUGUAUCUGUCAGCCAGGCUUUCAGGGAGAGAGCUGUAACAGCAGCUGCCCCGCCCUGCAGUUUGGCCUCAACUGUUCCUCUGUCUGCGACUGCGGUGAGGGGGUCGGCUGCCACUUAGUCACUGGAGCCUGCCCCAACAGUAGAAGUGCUGUACUAGCAGGCGUGCUGGUGCCUUUGCUCCUGUUGCUGUUGGCUGUGAUCUGCUGCUGUUUGUGUUGUGGAGGAGCCCCUGUUGAUGGCAAAGACAGGGCGGCUGUGGCUGAUGGAGGCUUGUCCGUUCGGACGAAAUAUCACGUCUACAGCGUCCUGGCAAACAUCAGUGCUGCCCUCCCCUGUAUCUCUAAUUGGUCCUCUAGUCUGCCUCGUGUCACCGUGUCUCACCAUGACCCAGAGCUGACCUUCAACCACAGCUUCAUUGAGCCUCCUUCCUCCGGCUGGGUGACAGAGGGGUCGUCCUUCGACAGUGACGAAGAGGAGGGAGAAGCUCUUUACUGUGUCCCUCCAAGAGAAGACAUCCCAGCAGUGGCAGGCGGUGAGUUCCAGGAGAUGAGCUCAAAGUGUAACAUGUUCUUAGACCCAUCAGGCUUCAGCAGUGAGGACAUCAACUCACCCUUCAACAUACCUCGCACCUCCAGCAUUGCCAAGUCCAAGCGGCCGUCUGUCUCUUUUGCAGAGGGCACCCGCUUCAGCCCCAAGGAAAGGCGCGGCUCUGCUCAGGACCCUGGUGCUCUUCCUCGCAACAAACCCAAAUCCAGCUGGGGGAUUUUGAUGCUCUCUGCCCUCCAAAGUCAAGGGGGUUCAGCUAGAACUGGUGAUGAGGAUGCAGCUGAGUGUGAGGAGAGGGAAGACGAUGUGGAUGUGCAAGCGACAGACAAGCAGGAGUCAAACUGUGAGGCAGGGGACCAGGAAGUAGAAAGACCCCCAUCCAGAGCCACCUUGCAGGUCCCCGGGCUGUCUGGAAGAAGACGGACUAUGUCCAACGCAGCUGCUCAUAAAGGCACCCAGCUGCCAACAUCUGGCUCUGAUUCUCAGGUGGGGGCCUCAAAUAAGGUCACCACAGUGUAUGUAACGGUAGGUAAGGCAGGUAGACCCAUAUCGGAGACAAACUCCGAAGGUCCAGUUCAGGCCAUGCUGCGAAGACUCGGCAGCCUCCAGAGACAAAGAGAGCAGGAGUCUGGUAAGACUGUCAAGUCCAAGGGAGGUGAACAGAUUACCAAACCACCCAGGAAGAAGCUUGGAGCUCGGGCGAGUGUGUGGGAGCAGGGAGGGCCCACUGGAGGGGAGGGUGGCAUAUGUAAACCAGUGAGGAGGAAGCACGCCUCCCACAACUCCUCUGACACAGUGGGCGCUAAUGACACUCCACCAUCAGAGAGCGGCACUUCGAGGCGCCCGCUGUCGUCCAUUUUGAAGAGCGUGCCAGAGGUGGCUUCAGCUGACUCAAGAUCAGACUCGAGGGCUGAGGGAGACCCGAGGGCCGAGGGAAACACGAGGCAGGACUCCAGCACGGGACAAACUGAGAGUCACUACCUGACCGUGGGACCAGCAGGAGACGCUGCAAGUCUCACAGAGGUCAUUGCCAAUAAAGGAGUGGUGGUCAGUGUGAAUGAUGAGCCCUGCUAUGAAAACGUCAUGAUUAACCAUUCGUAACCUCUGACUAACCACGUCAUCAGCAGGUCUGAUCUUAAUACAGAUGCAUAUUUAUUUUCCUGAGCUCAUCACUGUUACAGGCACAAACUCAGUGACCAUGAAAUCUUGAAUUAUGGUGUUAUUGUUAACAGUUAUAUAGAAAUGUAGUUCACAUAUUGAUGUUUAUGCAGCAUGUGUGAUCACAAAACUACACAAUCCCUUAGCCCAAACUCUAAGGAAGUACUGUAAUAUCUGGGCCUUUGUUUGCUUCUUGAAUAAGAAAGGAUAAACAAACAUGAAGACUGGAAAGUGGAGAAUAUUAAUUUUAAUGGAAAG